Molecule: messenger RNA, 3162 nt
Organism: Drechmeria coniospora
Lineage: Eukaryota; Fungi; Ascomycota; Sordariomycetes; Hypocreales; Ophiocordycipitaceae
Product: N2,N2-dimethylguanosine tRNA methyltransferase
Exons: 2
Coding region: 1-3162 (1053 amino acids)
Biological process (GO): tRNA N2-guanine methylation
Cellular component (GO): nucleus
Molecular function (GO): kinase activity; RNA binding
Source: RefSeq, a predicted model, not a curated record
AUGACAGACAAUCAUGAUGGAGAGGGCCUUGUCGAGCGACGAGGCAAGCUGUAUCGCCCGAUAACAGAAGGCAAGGCAACCAUCCUGGUUCCACAUGAUGCCACGGCACAAAAAGGAGCUUCUGCAGAGCAAAAGGUCUUUUACAACCCCAUUCAGCAGUACAACCGCGACCUGUCGACUCUUGCCAUCAAGGCGUACGGCGAAUGGAUGCUGGAACAGCGUCGAUCCAAAAACCUCGCGAAGCAAGGGAGGGGUGGCAAGAAACGGAAGCGUGGGGAAGAUGACGCCGCUCCGGUCCUCCAACCGGACCAGGAGCCGAAGCAGGACAAGCUCCAAGAGCAGUCCGACACCCCAACGGUGCCGAAUCAAACGUUCAAGAUCCUUGAUGCGCUCUCCGCCUCGGGUCUUCGCGCCCUUCGAUACGGGCACGAGCUACCUUUUAACACCUCCAUCACUGCAAACGACCUCUCGGAGUCGGCCGUGGAUUCCAUCAAACUCAACGUCGAGUUCAACAACCUACAGCACGCCAUCAACGUGACGAAUGAAGAUGCCCUCGGCCUCAUGUACCGUGCCAUUGCCGACGACCUAGCGAAGAAGGACCGCAAUGGGAACGCUGGGAAGAGUCACAAGUUCGACGUCGUCGAUCUGGACCCCUACGGCACCGCCGCCCCAUUUUUCGACGCCGCCAUCCAAUCCGUCCGCGACGACGGCGGCCUCCUCUGCGUUACCUGUACCGACAGCGCAGUGUGGGCCGGUCACAGUUACUGCGAAAAGGCCUUCGCCUUGUACGGGGGAGUUCCCGUCAAGGGAAUGCACAGUCAUGAGGCCGCCCUGAGGCUGAUUCUCAACGCGAUAGCAUCCUCCGGCGCCAAGUACGGCUUGGCCAUUGAGCCGCUUCUCUCCCUGUCCAUCGACUUCUAUACCAAGGUCUUCGUCAAGGUCACGAGGUCGCCGCAAGCAGUCAAGUUCAACGGCGCCAAGACGAUGCUUGUCUACAGCUGCGACCGUGGCUGUCACUCGUGGCAGACGCAACCACUCCUGCGGAGCAAGCCGGCGCCGAACAAGAACGGCAUCGGGUAUUUCUACAAGCACGGUAUGGCCUUGGGUCCCACCGAGGACCGAUUCUGCCACCAUUGCGGCUUCAAGAUGCACGUCGCUGGACCGAUGUAUGCCGGCCACAUCCACAACCAAGAGUUUGUCCAGCGCCUUCUCGACGAAAUUCCAAAGGCCUCUCCCGAUGUCUACAAAACUCUGCCAAGGCUGGAAGGCAUGCUGCGGACUGCACAGGAAGAGUUCAUUCCGGGACCGAAGCCUGAGGAUGGCGUCGACUCCAAGGAAGCCCAACUCGCCUCGGUCGACCACUGUCCCUUCUUCGUCAUCCCCGGCAAGGUAUCGAGCGCCAUCUCCUGCACUACCCCGACCGACGACAUGUUCAGGGGCGCUCUCAUUCAUCUCGGUUACCAGGUCGGACGGAGUCACUGCCGGGCCGGUGCCAUCAAGACGGAUGCGCCCUGGUCGACGAUAUGGUGGAUAAUGACGGAGUGGGUUCGACAGAAGUCUCCCAUAAAAGCCUCUAAAUACAAGCCCUCCAUGGCCGCCUGGAAAAUCCUGCACGACGCGGGUCUGGUGGGCCAAGGCAACGGUGCCGACGAGACGAACCAAGGCGACGGCAAAGACGUCAAAAUGGUGGGCGGCGGCGGGCAGUCGGCAGAGACGGAACCGGAACUUGCUUCGGUCAACAAGCCGGAUGAGAAUCCAGGCCCUGCUCCGUGCCCUGCUCCGGACGAGAACGAUGCGCACGGAGCAGGGAAGCCCGAAGCUGCCGAGAGUGAGCUGCGAAAGACACUUGUCUUUGAUGCCGCCCUGGCUCAGCUAGGCCGACAUGGAGAGGGAGAGCUUCUCAUCUGCUGCCUGAACGAGGACCCGGAGCAACAGUCGCAAACCGGCCGGUUGGUGUUACUAUGCGCCGAUUCCGUCUCGGGUGACGUUCUGCAGGACUGCCGCCUCGGCAGUGUACCGCCCCAUCUUCGCAACACCGGCAACAACAAGGUCGACGUCCUUGUGUCUACGGGGUCUGGCUUGGGCCUCGCAUUGGCAUUCUGGGAAUCGGUACUGCGACCGCUGUGGACUCUUGCUGUGGAGUCUCUCGGAGGUGCGCAGAUGCCCAAUACCGUCGUCACGCAGGACAAGCAAAGCGUUCUCCGCUUGGCUCAAUCACUUCAUUCUCAUUCUCGUGAUGAUGAAAAAAGGACAGUGGUCUUGCUGAGCGGCGACGGUGGCGUUGCGGAUCUGCUCAACGGCCAUGAACCUUCGGCUGGGAGCCAGCCACCACUCAUUUCACUGCUACCCUUUGGCACCGGAAAUGCCCUAUUUCAUUCCCUCCACAAGCCACUAUCGAAGGAAUCAUGCCCGUCCCCUCUGGUUAUGGGUCUUCGGACGCUCUUCCUCGGCGUGCCGGCUGACCUGCCCAUCUUCCGGGCCUCGUUCUCGGCAGGCUCUCGCGUCGUCUCCUACGAACCCACGACGGAUGGUGUUGGUAACGGGGCAGGUCUGACAAGGCAGCAAGAUUCUGUUGUCUCGCUUUACGGUGCCAUUGUUGCCAGCUACGGCUUCCACGCCAGCAUCGUCCACGAAAGCGACACACCUGAAUUCCGGGCACAUGGCAACAAGCGCUUCGCCAUGGUUGCCCGGGAGCUUCUCGGCGAGUCCCACGCCUACCGCGCGAGUCUUUCCAUUCGCCGUUCCUCCUCACCGUCCAGCUUAGUCCCGGUCGACGGUGAAACGCACGGAUACGUCCUCGUCACGCUCGUAUCCAACCUCGAGCGCACGUUUGCCAUCUCCCCCGCGAGCAAACCGCUGGAUAGCAAGCUCCGCCUUGUGCGCUUUGGGCCCAUUGGCGGCGCGAGGACCAUGGAAGUUAUGAUGGCGGCGUACGAUGGCGGAAAACACGUCGGAAUGAAAUGGGACGAUGGGCAGGCGGUGAGUUAUGAGGAGGUCGACGAGGUUUGUGUUCACAUUCAGGAGGACCUGGCUCGAUGGCGCAUGUUUUGCGUCGAUGGAACCAUCGUCGAGGUACCGCAGGGGGGAUCCAUGACGGUCAGCAAGGCUCUCGGGGGGUUAUUUUCUGUUCUCGUUGAUCCGCAGCUUCAGCAGAGCAAGUAG